Molecule: messenger RNA, 4137 nt
Organism: Galeopterus variegatus (Sunda flying lemur)
Lineage: Eukaryota; Metazoa; Chordata; Mammalia; Dermoptera; Cynocephalidae
Product: potassium channel subfamily T member 2-like
Biological process (GO): potassium ion transport
Cellular component (GO): membrane
Molecular function (GO): intracellular sodium-activated potassium channel activity
Source: RefSeq, a predicted model, not a curated record
CAUUUGUGGAAUCCAGCAUCUGGAAAGAAUAGGAAAGAAGCUGAAUCUGUUUGACUCUCUUUAUUUCUGCAUUGUGACAUUUUCUACUGUGGGCUUUGGGGAUGUCACUCCUGAAACAUGGUCCUCCAAGCUUUUUGUGGUUGCUAUGAUCUGUGUUGCUCUUGUGGUUCUACCCAUACAGUUUGAACAGCUGGCCUAUUUGUGGAUGGAGAGACAAAAGUCAGGUGGAAACUACAGUCGACAUAGAGCUCAAACUGAAAAACAUGUUGUUCUGUGUGUCAGCUCACUGAAGAUUGAUUUACUUAUGGACUUUUUAAAUGAAUUUUAUGCUCAUCCAAGACUACAGGAUUAUUAUGUGGUGAUUCUGUGCCCUACUGAAAUGGAUGUGCAAGUUCGAAGGGUACUACAGAUUCCAAUGUGGUCCCAAAGAGUAAUCUACCUUCAAGGUUCAGCCCUUAAAGAUCAGGAUCUAUUGAGAGCAAAGAUGGAUGAUGCUGAGGCCUGUUUUAUUCUGAGCAGUCGUUGUGAAGUGGAUAGGACAUCAUCUGAUCACCAAACAAUAUUGAGAGCAUGGGCUGUAAAAGAUUUUGCACCAAAUUGCCCUUUAUAUGUCCAAAUAUUAAAGCCUGAGAAUAAAUUCCAUAUCAAAUUUGCUGAUCAUGUUGUUUGUGAAGAAGAGUUUAAAUACGCCAUGUUAGCUUUAAACUGUAUAUGCCCAGCAACAUCUACACUUAUUACACUACUGGUUCAUACCUCUAGAGGGCAAGAAGGCCAGCAAUCACCAGAACAAUGGCAGAAGAUGUAUGGUAGAUGCUCGGGGAACGAAGUCUAUCACAUCAUUUUGGAAGAAAGUACAUUUUUUGCUGAAUAUGAAGGAAAGAGUUUUACAUAUGCCUCUUUCCAUGCACACAAAAAGUUUGGUGUUUGCUUGAUUGGUGUUAGGAGAGAAGAUAAUAAAAACAUUUUGCUGAAUCCAGGUCCUCGAUAUAUUAUGAAUUCCACAGACAUAUGUUUUUAUAUUAAUAUUACCAAAGAAGAGAAUUCAGCAUUUAAAAACCAAGACCAGCAGAGAAAAAACAAUGUGUCACGGUCCUUUUAUCAUGGCCCUUCCAGGUUACCUGUACAUAGCAUAAUUGCCAGCAUGGGUACUGUGGCUAUAGACUUGCAAGACACAAGCUGUAGAGCAGCAAGUGGCCCUACCCUGUCUCUUCCUGCAGAGGGAAGCAAAGAAGUGAGAAGACCUAGCAUUGCUCCUGUUUUAGAGGUUGCAGAUACAUCGUCAAUUCAAACAUGUGAUCUUCUAAGUGACCAAUCAGAAGAUGAAACUACACCAGAUGAAGAAAUUUCUUCAAACUUAGAGUAUGCUAAAGGCUACCCACCUUAUUCUCCAUAUAUAGGAAGUUCACCAACUUUUUGUCAUCUCCUUCAUGAAAUGCCAUUUUGCUGCUUAAGACUAGACAAGAGUUGCCAGCAUAACUACUAUGAGGACGCAAAAGCCUAUGGAUUCAAAAAUAAACUAAUUAUAGUUGCAGCUGAAACAGCUGGAAAUGGAUUGUAUAAUUUUAUUGUUCCUCUCAGGGCAUAUUAUAGACCAAAGAAAGAACUUAAUCCCAUAGUACUGCUAUUGGAUAACCCGCCAGAUAUGCAUUUUCUGGAUGCAAUCUGUUGGUUUCCAAUGGUUUACUACAUGGUGGGCUCUAUUGACAACCUAGAUGAUUUACUCAGGUGUGGAGUGACUUUUGCUGCCAACAUGGUGGUUGUGGACAAAGAAAGCACCAUGAGUGCUGAGGAAGACUACAUGGCGGACGCCAAAACAAUUGUGAACGUGCAGACUCUUUUCAGGUUGUUUUCCAGUCUCAGUAUUAUCACAGAGCUUACUCACCCAGCCAAUAUGAGAUUUAUGCAAUUCAGAGCCAAAGACUGUUAUUCUCUUGCUCUUUCAAAACUGGAAAAGAAAGAACGGGAGAGAGGUUCUAAUCUGGCCUUUAUGUUUCGUCUGCCUUUUGCUGCUGGGAGGGUGUUCAGCAUCAGUAUGUUGGACACUCUUCUGUAUCAGUCAUUUGUGAAGGAUUAUAUGAUUUCUAUCACCAGACUUCUGUUGGGACUGGACACUACACCAGGAUCGGGGUUUCUUUGCUCUAUGAAAAUCACUGAGGAUGACUUAUGGAUCAGAACUUAUGCUAGACUUUAUCAGAAGUUGUGUUCUUCUACCGGAGAUGUCCCCAUUGGAAUCUACAGGACUGAAUCUCAGAAACUCACUACAUCCGAGUCUCAAAUAUCUAUCAGUGUAGAAGAGUGGGAAGACACCAAAGACUCCAAAGAACCAGGGCACCACCGCAGCAACCACCGCAACUCGACCUCCAGCGACCAGUCGGACCAUCCCUUGCUGCGGAGAAAGAGCAUGCAGUGGGCCCGAAGACUGAGCAGAAAAGGUCCAAAACACUCUGGUAAAACAGCUGAAAAAAUAACCCAGCAGCGACUGAACCUCUACAGGAGGUCAGAAAGACAAGAGCUUGCUGAACUUGUGAAAAAUAGAAUGAAACACUUGGGUCUUUCUACAGUGGGAUAUGAUGAAAUGAAUGAUCAUCAAAGUACCCUCUCCUACAUCCUGAUUAACCCAUCUCCAGAUACCAGACUAGAGCUGAAUGAUGUUGUAUACUUAAUUCGUCCAGAUCCACUGGCAUACCUUCCAAACAGUGAACCCAGUCGGAAAAACAGCAUCUGCAAUGCCACUGGUCAAGACUCUCGGGAGGAAACUCAGCUUUGAUAAAAAGAAAACAACAGACUUUUUUUUCUCUACAAGGAUCUUGCUUGAAACAAAAGUGUUGCUGCCAUGAAAGAAACUAGAUUGGAAUAUGUUCAAUUCUCUCAUAUUUAAAAAGAAAAGUUAUUCUCUUAGAAGUAUAGAUCAUUUCGAAACUUAAUGUAGUACUUAUUGGUACUUCCUCUAUUAAUAUUUGAAAGACACCAAUGGAAUGAUUUUGAAAACCCAAAUUAACACACAAAAAUUUAAAUCUGAUAUUUAAUUGCUUGACAAUUAUGCAAAUUGUAUAAAGUCAAAUUUUAAAAUUAUUAAGGUUUUAUGGAAAUCAACUAAAAAUCUAAGUAUAUUUGGUGCAUCACAAUGGACAUAGAAGAUUGUUGCUCCUCUUAAAAGUUAAAUGUGCUGUAUUAUAUUAUUUAAAUUUACUGUUUUAUAAAAUGAACUCAUCAUAAAUGUCUAGUCUUCUCCGCAUAGAGAUUAAUCGACUUUUGUGGCUGACUUUUGUGUAAGAAUCAUAGUUUGCUUUAGAAUGCAAAUCUUUAAGUCACUUUAACCUUUUUUUGUCUGACUUUUCAUAUGAUAUCAUAUUCAUUAUAGCAUUUGAGAUGUUCAUAGCAUGUUUUAUGACAUUGAAGAAACUAGAACAUAAACAAAAAGAAAUAUUAAGUACCUGAUCUUUUUGAUAACUUUAUGUCUAGCACACAUUUUAUGCCCAAAGUGUACUAGAAAGCAGAGUGUACUAUUGUUCACCUAAAAGAAUGCCUAACAUAGAGAAAGUACUUAAUACACAUUUGCUGAUUUAAAUUUAAUCUGAGAAUUAAAACAUUAAUUGGAUUUCUUGAAAUAGGCAGUAAUGAUUUUCAUUAGACUCUUGAGCUUUAACAUUGUUCAUAUAUCUAUAUAGUAAAUUUCAUUUAAAGUAUUUUAAAAUUUUUAAAAAACUAUGCUUUUUAUGUACUAUGAAGAUAAUUUAAAACAUUACAAUCUUCCCUCUGUUUUUAGUGCUGAAUUAACCACACUUAAAAAUAUAUGUUAAAAAAUUUGAUUAAAUUUUGAAAAAUCAUCUAUAAGAACUAAUUUUAACAUUUUGAGGAAAAGGCAUAAAAUAAAAAUAAGUAAUUCUUAUCCUUUAAUUGAAUGUAAAUUAUGCAGAAUUUGAGUUAUAAUUUUAAAUAUAAAUUGACCCUUAGUGAUGCUAAUGCUUUUCUCUGUAUUGCUUAUUCUCCCUACAGAAAUAAAUCAAAAAGCACAAGAUAAUGCAUAGAUAGUUUACCAGGUAGUCGAAGUGUGUUAAAGUGUUCCCAUGAGAGAAACACUGGCAAAUUUACAAAGAUAUUUUUCUUCUAAUUUUGUAUUUUUCUUUAUCUCUUAAU